CCGAUAUCAUUCUUCUCUCACAGUUUGACUUCGCCACUUGCUCACAACUCUCAAGUCCAACGUCGCCGUGAAUUAUUAACGUCGCGACUCGCGGCGCAGACUUAUCCCGUGUGUCUACUGCUGGGUGCAUACAGCUGGGCCGCGGCGCCUGCUGUCAGUCUGGCCCCAACUGCCUCUCGCUCUGGUCAGGCCCCUCCAUGCUUGAUCUGGUUUCGCUCGUAGUGUGAUCCGCCCCCUAAACCGCAGCAUUGGCUGUCGUCGAAGUUUUCAGGUUUAAGCUACUGUGAGAGGUCCAUGCUGUUGCAGGCGCUGCCAAGUUGUGGGGUGAUGGCUCAGUACUGCUGAUAGUGUAUCUUCUCCCUGAUUCUUAGUUGGGAUCCUUCGGUGUCGGUUUGAUAGAUUCUCUGCAGUGCCUGGUUUGAGAGUUGUGCGUCUGAUGUCCAGUUUGCUCUGUGUCUUGCUUUGAUGUUGCAGCACUUGUAAAUUGAGUUGGGUAUGGGCAACUGAGUACAAUUUGGAAGGUCGAUUUUAGGACCGUGACAAAUAAUCGGCUUGUAAGGGUAUCUGGGAGAGAUUUUGAGGGUUUGCAGUUAUUGCGCAAGUAGUUUCUGGAUCGAGUUUAGCAUAAUCUGUCGUGCAGAUGUUUGAUCGUUGAGUCUAGUGCUGUUUUACUCUUUCCUGUACACUGCGGCGUAUUAUACUCCGGCUUCACUCAGAUUCAUUGGUGGUUUUAUGAAGAAAGUUCCGGGUUGCUGUUGUAUCUGAAUUCCACGGGUCGCAAGGAAAUUGUCGCUGAUGGCGCAGGUCGAGGGUGGUGCCGGCGAUGGGGGUAAUCUGUAUCUCCCCUCGGAUAUCUUACGCAAAAUGUUGGACCGCGUUGAUGCGAAAACUCUUGCUAGAGUUAGUUGUGUGAGCAAGCGAUUCCGCUCCAUUUCAUCCGAAGAAUCAUUCUGGGAGAAUCUAUGCAACCAGCGGUGGUCAUCAACAAGGGAACCUUCCGUGAAAUCUCUCAUCUCAUCAGCAGGAGGGUUUAAGAAACUUUACAACAACUGUUUCCCUUUCAUUUUGUCCAAUUCAGAAAGCACACCCAGCCGAGGAUUCGAUCCCACCGACAGGGAGAAUUCCUCUCCAUCUAGUUUCAUGUCGAUUGUAGACGUCACAUUCAAUGGUAAGCCGGUGUUGUCACGAGUUGUUAACGGCAUUCCUGGUGCUUGGGAGCCAUGUGGACCCCUGGUGGACAUCCUUGAUGCGGCAACGAUGGCUCACGCGGGCCAUGGGGUGUCAAUUACCAAGCAAGACGAGCAUGGUGCUGUUCUCACAAUCUACAACAAAAUUCCCGAAGUGUCUUCCACGGUGCAGGAGUGCAGCGACAGCCCGUUCAGUCCAGUAGAGUUCUGCAACAGAAUGCGCGUAAGCUGGAUUCUGAUCAACACGAAGACGCAACAAAUGGUGAACCUCAGCAGUUGGAAACCUCUGAGCGCAGUACGCCACCGGCCCUUCAGUGACGAUUUCCUCCUCCGCUUCGGCUCCAUCCUCCAGACCCCUUCCGUCCCCGUCCACUGCAACAUCACCAUGCGGUGCAGGACAUGCACAGUUGUGACAUUGAGUCACAAUGAAGUCCAGGGACACCAGGUCAGGUUGGGCGCCACAACUGCCGUGAAAGUCACAGAGCUCAGCUUGCACCUCGAGAACAUCCUGGGCGCGCACAUCCGCGGUGGAGAGGUGAUGUCACUGCUCUCGCUGGCAAUAACUUCCGACAAGACUGUCGACGAGAGUAAAGCCUCUGGAGUUUACAACAACUUCAGUGCAACGCAGUCCUUGAACCGAGAAGCUCUGAUCCGCCAAGAGAAUCGACGUCAAAACGCCGGCGCUGUCUUCUUCGUUGGAAUCAUCGUAGUUCUCAUGUCCUUCUUAAUCUAGAUCGUUUCACAGCUGCACCCACCUUCACAUUGGCGUCAAUGCACGCCAUUGUUUCUAAUAAUCGAUAACAUCUGCACAUGCUCGUCACAUUUUGCAACACCCCAUCGUUAAUUUUUGAGAUGCUGAAUCUGCAUUUCCAUUCGUGUUCCACGA
Physcomitrium patens is the source of this 2073-nucleotide messenger RNA. RefSeq names its product F-box protein At2g27310. The record is from RefSeq and is a predicted model, not a curated record. Gene Ontology annotation, molecular function: protein binding. NCBI's taxonomy places the organism in Eukaryota, Viridiplantae, Streptophyta, Bryopsida, Funariales, Funariaceae.